Fibroporia radiculosa is the source of this 288-nucleotide messenger RNA. RefSeq lists its product as uncharacterized. The record is from RefSeq and is a predicted model, not a curated record. Bases 1 to 288 code for a protein of 95 amino acids. The transcript is spliced from 3 exons. Lineage: Eukaryota; Fungi; Basidiomycota; Agaricomycetes; Polyporales; Fibroporiaceae.
AUGCGCUUGACACUUCUCUGCGCAUUCGAGUUCUUUGUCAUUCUUCUACUGCGUCCCAUGGUCUUCUGCGCGCCCCUUAGGGAGCGCUCGGAUGUGCAUCUCCGCAGCGUCGACGUCCGCCUAGGGGUCUAUGGCCGACCUGACUACGACCUUGCAGAACGAUCCACGUUUGACGACGCACUGCAGCGAAGGGCUCCUCAGUGGUUCGAAGGGGGCUACGGCGGCCUACGCUUCGGUGAGGGAAUCGGAAUGGGCUGGAUGGCAGAAGAUGACUUGCGCGCUCCUUGA